Messenger RNA from Colletotrichum navitas, 392 nucleotides. RefSeq lists its product as uncharacterized. Lineage: Eukaryota; Fungi; Ascomycota; Sordariomycetes; Glomerellales; Glomerellaceae. The coding region runs from base 62 to 340 and encodes 92 amino acids. The transcript has a single exon. The record is from RefSeq and is a predicted model, not a curated record.
GCGGCAGCCAGGGCUAGGCCUGGUCCCAGCCCAAUCCAGCUUAACCCCCCUAAAUAAGGGAAUGAGGGCCAACGACGUAAUGGCGCUAUGUGCAAGAGGCUUAGGCUUGCUUGUUCUCUGCUUAGGUUGUCUUUCCCAUGACACGACACACGCAAACUCACGGCUUUGGCGCCCGGUCGUUCGGGCUAGCCUAGGCGACCGCAGCACGUUGAUGAUGAUGGCAAUUACGAGUUUGAUGAUGAUGAUGACGACUUGUCCUCCUUCCAUAUGCUUGGCCUGCCUUGUCGGCGCCGGAGGUGCGUUGGUGUUCCCCCGAGCAAGCGCUGCGCUUUUGAUCUAAUGAUCCUACAGAUACUUUGCAGUCUUGGACGGUCUCGGGGAAAAGGUCUUGC